Messenger RNA from Impatiens glandulifera, 738 nucleotides. Its product is annotated as adenine phosphoribosyltransferase 5-like. NCBI's taxonomy places the organism in Eukaryota, Viridiplantae, Streptophyta, Magnoliopsida, Ericales, Balsaminaceae. Bases 25 to 504 code for a protein of 159 amino acids. Gene Ontology annotation, molecular function: adenine phosphoribosyltransferase activity. The record is from RefSeq and is a predicted model, not a curated record. Gene Ontology annotation, cellular component: cytosol. The transcript has 4 exons.
GAUUGUGUUGUUGGGUCAGGAAUAAUGUUUCAAGAUAUAACGACACUGUUACUGAACCACAAAGUCUUCAAAGACACCAUUGACAUCUUUGUUGACAGAUAUAGAGACAUGGGCAUAUCUGUUGUUGCAGGGAUUGAAGCAAGAGGUUUGUUUUUCGGUCCAUCAAUUGCGCUGGCUAUUGGUGCUAAAUUCGUUCCAUUGCGUAAACCAAACAAAUUGCCAGGGGAAGUCAUUUCAGAAUCUUAUGUACUUGAAUAUGGAACGGAUUGUCUUGAGAUGGAUGUCAUCUCUGUUAAGCCCGGUGACCGGGCUGUCGUCAUAGACGAUUUAGUAGCCACCGGCGGUACUCUCUCCGCCGCUAUUACACUUUUGGAACGUAUGGGAGGUCAAGUUGUUGAAUGUGGAUGUGUUGUAGGAUUGCCCGAAGUUGAGGGACAGAGAAGGCUAAAUGGAAAACCACUUUACAUUCUUGUACACCCAAGGGAAAUAGAAGAACAGUACUGAUUAUGAUGAUGAUAUGACUAUCAAGAAGAAGAUGAAGAAGAAGCCUGGGCUGAGAUUUCUCUCUUGUAAAGGUGGUGAUGCCUUUGGCCUCCUUCCUCCUCCUGCUGUGUUGGACUCUUCACUAUUUCUCUAUUCUUUUUUUUUUAUUGCUCAUCUUCUCAUUUCCUUUUUAUAGAAUUUUCAACUCUAUCAUUAUCUACUCUCUCAAAAGGGUUUAUUAUUAUUAUUUGUUCA